Molecule: messenger RNA, 8348 nt
Organism: Labrus bergylta (ballan wrasse)
Lineage: Eukaryota; Metazoa; Chordata; Actinopteri; Labriformes; Labridae
Product: sodium- and chloride-dependent taurine transporter
Biological process (GO): taurine transmembrane transport; sodium ion transmembrane transport; neurotransmitter transport
Cellular component (GO): plasma membrane
Molecular function (GO): gamma-aminobutyric acid:sodium:chloride symporter activity; taurine:sodium symporter activity
Source: RefSeq, a predicted model, not a curated record
GGCCGGUGAUUUUCCGCUGCCGCUGAUGUCUCCCCGUUUUAAGAGACAAAGGUCAGAACGAGAAGCUUAUAGGCAGGAUAAAAUAUAGGCUACCGACGCGUCCAGCCCUCAGUCGCUCUCACGGACACCACAGGACACGGACAAGACGGAACGGACACGGGAGCGCGCGAUAAGGACAUUAAAAGGACAAAAUAAAACACAAAAUCGCAUCAACAGAACAGAAUGGCUCAGAAAGAGAAACUUCAGUGCCUGAAGGACUUCCAUAAGGACACCCUGAAGCCAUCUCCUGGAAAGAGCCCCGGCACGAGGCCUGAAGACGAGGCAGAGGGCAAACACCCGCAGAGGGAGAAGUGGGCCAGCAAGCUGGACUUUGUUCUGUCCGUCGCUGGCGGCUUUGUGGGUUUAGGGAACGUCUGGCGUUUCCCGUACCUCUGCUAUAAGAAUGGUGGAGGUGCAUUUCUCAUCCCCUACUUCAUCUUCCUGUUUGGCGGAGGUCUGCCGGUCUUCUUCCUGGAGGUCUCCCUUGGUCAGUUCACCUCUGAGGGCGGCAUCACCUGCUGGGAGAAGCUGUGCCCCAUCUUUACUGGUAUCGGUUAUGCCUCCAUUGUGAUCGUGUCCUUGCUGAAUAUCUACUACAUCGUCAUCCUGGCCUGGGGUCUCUACUAUCUGUUCCAGUGUUUUCAGCCGGAGCUGCCCUGGGCCAAGUGCAAUCAGCCCUGGAACACCUAUCGCUGCAUCGAGGACACCUACCGCAAGAACAAAUCCUUCUGGGUGGCCGCCAACGCCUCCAACUUCACCUCCCCCGUCACCGAGUUCUGGGAACAUAAUGUGCUGGGGAUCACCAAUGGUAUAGAGAACAUUGGGACUAUUAAAUGGGACCUGGCUCUGUGUCUACUGCUUGUUUGGGUCAUCUGCUUCUUCUGCAUCUGGAAGGGAGUAAAGUCCACCGGCAAGGUGGUCUACAUCACCGCCACGUUCCCAUUCAUCAUGCUCAUCGUGCUGUUGAUCCGUGGCGUGACACUGCCAGGUGCUUCAGAGGGCAUCAAGUUCUACCUGUACCCUGAUCUGGCCCGCCUGAGGGACCCAGAGGUCUGGAUUGAUGCCGGCACCCAGAUCUUUUUCUCCUACGCCAUCUGUUUGGGCGCCAUGACGUCCUUGGGGAGCUACAACAAGUACAAAUACAACUGCUACAGGGACUGUUUGCUGCUGGGAGCCCUCAACAGUGGUACCAGUUUUGUGUCUGGCUUCGCAAUAUUUUCCGUCCUGGGCUUCAUGGCACAAGAGCAAGGGGUGGACAUUGCUGAUGUGGCAGAGUCAGGUCCAGGCCUGGCGUUCAUUGCCUACCCCAAGGCUGUAACCAUGAUGCCUUUUCCUACAGCCUGGGCAAUUCUCUUCUUCAUUAUGCUGCUGCUGCUUGGCCUCGACAGUCAGUUUGUGGAGGUGGAAGGGCAGAUCACAUCACUGGUGGAUCUGUAUCCGUCCUUCCUAAGGAAGGGUUACCGCAGAGAGAUCUUCAUCGCUAUCAUCUGCUGCAUCAGCUACCUGCUUGGACUCACAAUGGUUACCAAGGGUGGCAUGUAUGUUUUCCAGCUGUUUGAUUACUAUGCAGCUAGCGGUGUGUGCCUUCUGUGGGUGGCAUUCUUUGAAUGUAUAGCUGUUGCCUGGGUUUAUGGCGUUGAUAAUUUCUAUGAUGCUCUUGAGGACAUGAUGGGCUACAGACCAAAUGCUUGGAUGAAAUGGAGCUGGACUGUUAUCACUCCUUUACUGUGCAUGAGCUGCUUCAUCUUCUCCUUGGUCAAAUACAAGCCGUUGACGUACAACAAGGUCUACGAGUAUCCUGACUGGGCUGUCGGAAUAGGUUGGACUCUGGCCUUGGCCUCCAUGAUCUGCAUCCCCAUGGUGGUUGUCAUCAAGAUCAUCCGAUCUGACGGGCCGCUCAUCGAGAGGAUUAAGGCGGUGGCAGCCCCUGUUCGUGGCGGGGCCAGCUCUCGUCCCGCAAAUCAUCGCGGCCUCAAGGAGCUUUCCUGCCCUCUGGACCCCAACGGGAACAAGGGCCUGCUGAUGAAGGCGCCCACCCACACCAUCGUAGAAACCAUGAUGUAAAGGAGUGAGGCUGAGGCUCUCCAUGAGACCGCUCUCCUCUCCUCUCCUCUCCUCUGAAAUGCUUCUAAAAGCUAGCUAGCUUUCUGUCUCUUUGUCUGUCUGGUGGACUGAAAAGGGUUUUAAGGAAAAAAAAUGUUCCCGUUCAAAUCUCUUAGGAAUACUUUGGAAGUAGUUUGCAUUUGAUGGUCUUCUUGUAAGGGUAGCAUCCCAUUUCAAAUCUGUUUCUGAUAAACUCACAGGUUGUUUGCCUUUCCCCUUUUGUUGAGACACUUGUCGUUGAGUCCUUGAAUCAAACGGCCUCCACAGAUCACCAAAAGUACUUUAUCUGGCUGCUCUAUGAAUACUUAUUUUCUCUUUGGACUGGGUGUACUUAUCUGAGGGUAUUUGCCUUCAGGUUCAACUUGGAUUCAUCCGUUCCUUUUUGUAAAACAGACGCCCAGAAAAACAUAAGUAAACAUUUUCUUUUACCAAAAUGAAGGAACUUCAGACCAAAAGUUUAGUAAAUACUUCCUCAAGCCGUCAUAGUUUGACGGCAGAAUCAUUGAUGGAUACUUGAAAAGGUUCAACACAACCUGUGAUGGUUCAUUUCCACCACCACUUGUAUAGCGCCAGCUCACGAGAAGUUUCAUCCCAAGGCGCCCCUCAAAAAAGCAGGCAAAAGACCGACCCCUCUAGAUUUUUAAGCACUUUCAGGAUUGAUAAAAUUAAGGUGAAGAGAUCAGUGAGCAGCAUUUAACUCCAAGUAGUAAGGCAGACUGUCACUGCUCUCUGGCGCUCUAAAGCAGCAUAAACACAUUCAUUUGACUUCACUUUUUAAUUAUUGUAAAUGAUGCUAUAAUAACAAUAUCAUGCUGCAGAUCUGUAGGAUAGUCUUCGAUUAGUCCAUCCACAAGAAGACAAGAUCCGAAUUUUUAAAAUGCUAAUCCAAAACACAAAUUUGCCGUUCACUUUGUCUUUAAACUCGGCUAGUGAGAAGUUAGCUUCGCUUUUGGUCUGAACUCGCCUUUGGAGAGAUAAAGCGGCAUGUCGUCGGUAAAAAGGAACUCUGAGAAAUCAUCUUUGUCUUCUUUUAGAUCCAAUUGGCAAAAAUGUCCACGAGCAAACUCGUUUUAAUUCACCAAUCUCCAAGGUCACUGUUGGGUUCAAGUGUGUUCCAAAUCCCAGACAAAGAAAUCCUUCUGAAUUUAACUACUCAACCAACCAAACUUAACAAAUCACCCAACGUGAAAUUGCUAUCCCUCAUCUGCAGUCUUCUCCUUUCCAAUCAUUAAAAACAAGCUGUGAAAGGCAGAUAAAAGUCUACCUGACACAGACACGAUAGCCGACGACCUUUACCAAGCCAGAAUCCAGAACCACCUUAGCAUGAGUAUCCCUAUCGUCCGAGGCCGGAAGCUAUGGGCCAACGAGAAAACUUAGCACUGAGACUGUGUCCAAAGGAAACCGGUUCCUGCACAAAGACGGAGGUAUCUGAAAGGAUUUGAAUUGUGGAGGUUGAACCCUUGAGUGUGUUGUCUGUGGCGUACUGUACAGUAGUAGCUAACCAGUCUAUCUAUAUCUAUCUCUCUAUCUAUCUUUCUCUGUCCUAGACCAGUUUACAGUACAUUAGUGCUGCACUAGGCACUCUUGGCUUACAUUUUUCGGAUUGGAUUUGUUUUUUUUUUCUACAGAGGAAGUUACAUUAUUACUAGUUUUUCCUCUGUCAAUGUUUAGAUUUUUUUUAUUAAGACUAUAAUGUUAUUGGUAUUCACUAUUGGUGAUAAUUGCUGUAGUUUUACAUAGAGGAAGGAACACGUCUUUCAUCUGGUGAAAAUACGAAGCUAUUAUACAAAUCAUACAUCUACAGUGGCAGCCAUUGUAGUAAUAGACCUUUCAUGCAUCUGUCCUGCCAACGAUUCUGUCUUUAGCGUCGGGGAAACAAACAAUGCAACAGAUUUCUACAAUACUUUCUCUCGUGGGGGGUUUGGGUCGGACAUUCAACAAGCAGUUCAAUGUACAGAAAAAAAUGGGAAUUCUACAAUGGCUCCAUCUGUAAGUUUGUAGGCGUUGGGGGUUUAUAGCUUUUUUUCUCUUUUGUAAAUACCAGGGGACAGUAUUUAAUUUGGUUUAAAGUAGCCUGGCAGGGCACUGUCAAUGGUUAAACAAUAUUUCACCAACUCAGUGACUCAAAGAAACCAAUCGUUGGGUUGCACUUCCAACAGAUCAGCCAGUGUCAAACUGUCCGCUCGUCCGUGUUUCCAAUUGCUCUUCAGUCACUGUGAACUGUGGCAGCUGGCUGCAGACAAACCAGAGCCAAUGAGUGACAGAGUUUGGGCUUGUUUUUUCCAAGACACUGUGGUUACUUUAGCUAACUGAAAUGAAAGCUAAAGAGGUUUGUUUUACAUCAGGAAUCCAAAAACAAGUAGAGCUUCAUCGAUGAAUCCAUCACUGAUGAAUGCAGCGCAGAGCCGUGCAGCUUUUUACAUGUUCUAAAUGAAGAUCUUUUGACAAUUUAGAAAUUGGGUGCUCUAACUUCCUGUUUGAGUUUUCCUUUUUGGGUAAGAACUCUCAAAUUUGACGCAGAAGACUGUAAAACGCUGUGUCACAAAGUACGACAAGAUUAGUACUUUAAGAAAAGCUUGGUCCAAACUCUGUACAUCGUUGGUACUCUGAGUAAAUCCACUUUAUGAUACAUUAACAGACGCUGUAUCUUCAACUCUGGCUGUUUUUUUUUUUUUUAAAGAAACAUGAAAACAAAACUACAUUUCAUUCCUCAUGAUGAUUAAAGGGCCAUAGUACAGAUCGUGUGAUCCAAUCACAACCGAGCAAAGCAGACGUUUCCAAGAAGUACGACAAACACAACCGUUAGCUUCAUUUGGAUCGGUCUGUGUAACAAGGGGUUUCCCAUGUGUAUGUGUCACCAGCGACCAUCCACUCAGGACCUUCUCUGGAGUGCUUUUAUCGGCUGUGAAGCUGCAUCAACCCAGCGUCCAAAAAGUUUCGACUGCUAACUGUGGGUGACAAAGAGCUGACGCUAAACGGUAGCAAUCAAAAUUGAUGUUUUUUGUGCUAAAAAAAAAAAGCCACUAGAUUGGUUCUUUGUCACACUGAAUGCAAAAAUCGCACCUUAACUGCCUGAUUUCUCCACAAUCUGAGGCAAAAAUCCAGAGAGAGUGAGUUAGCAUGAGUUUUUAUCGCACCUUAUUUGUAUAAUUUGGACUUCAUAUCAAACGAUGAGGCCACAAAGAAACGAGAAGAAACAAAAUAACACUGCCAUCUUUUUAUUCAGGGUCCUCAACGGUGAAAAAAAAAAAAAGAAAUCUGAAUGUUGUUUAAACACUUGGUUUUGGCGAAGCUUUUGGUGCUUCGGUUCUCCCAAAAGAAGACAUGAUAUAAAUAGAUCAAAAAAACCUCAAUAAACAUGAACCCACAUCGAAUACACGCGUUUCAGGAAGUGACCAACAACAUCCCGUGAGAAGUACUUGUGAGUCCAGGGCCUCACUGUGGGGGUCCUAGAAGCUUUUUCGUCUGUUUCUUUCUUCACGUCGAAUAAUCUAGUUCAUAUCAUUCAAAGGGAUUUGUGAAACCAAAUCCACAGGAGACAUCUAUUUUCAUAUGGUGACAAACUUUUCCUAUAUGAGUCGUCUUUGUACAGUUAACGCUUCCCAUUGCAGACCUCCCAUUUUAAUACGAAUACGAAGCUUUGUUUUAAUCGUGAACUUUUUGUACAGAUCUGGUUCUCGCGUCCUCUGAAGGAUCUUUGCACCGAGGGUUAAAAACUAAAUGUGUUAAUGCUGAAAGGAAAAAUGUGUCGGCCUCCCUUUGGCGACAAAAUUACACUUAAGGAAAGUUUUAUGGUGCGUUCCAUUUACCGUCACACCUGAUUUAACCACUUUCCAAUCGUGAACAUGCAACAAGUUGGACGAGCAACAUGGAUGCCUCCAGGAGAACCUUUGUUUGUUAGCUUAUUUCAGGCGAUAACAACACAAUAUGUGAUAACUAUGGCGCAAAAAUAAAAUCACAACACGUCCAUUGAUACUGCAUUUCCGACUUCUGAGAUCAAAUGGAACGCACCAUAAGAAUCUGUCUUGGCGUCGAUUAGUCCACAGGGUUUUGAAUUUGGUGCAUUCAUGAAACUGCAAGAAAAAUAAACGUUAAUAAUCUUUGACUUGUGCAUCGUCUUCAACUAAAAGAAGGUGAUGUUAGAAAUGUAAAAUUCUGAAAAGACAAACUCAGAAAUAUCUAAUUAAGCCAUUUCAACGACGCAUACAACUCUUUGACUGGAUAAAAACCUUCCCCCUGCCCGGUGCAGAGAUCCUUAUUUUUGUGUGGAAACGUGGACCAGAAUGAACUAAUGCAGUCAUUUAUCCGAUUAUUCUGCCUAUCUCUGUGUGUGUGUGUGUGUGUGUGUGCACGUGUGUGUGUGUGUGUGUGUGUGUUCCCAGUAUGUACCAGUCCCUCUGCCUUCUUACACUCCCCGUCAGUUAGCAUACGUUACCCGAAGCUAACCCAUGUUUUUGUUGUUGUUGUUGUUGUUGUCUCAGAUUUAAAGAGUUUGCAAGAGAAUCGAAGCAUUAGCCAUGCACACGUUUUUACCGCCGAAUGUUGAAAUGUGAAAGUCACCCGCGGGUGGAUGUAAAAGUUUCUGAAGAUUUUAUUUUUUAGACCGAAAAAAAUAUGAUUUCUUUGAUCUUGUUUUAUUGAAUUCAGACGUUUUUUCUUAUUCUGUUUGAUCUGUGUUGUCUGUCACGUUGCCUUUUGUAUUCCAAACAUAGUGUAUCUGAACCUCUGUCAUUGGAGUAACAUGUACGACUAUCAAUCAAAAAGCAAACACUCAAAAAAGCUACAAUUUGUUACGUGCAAUACUUUGUAGAAGAAUUUUUAUUUUUCAUGCUGUUUUUGGUUUUUUUCACCUUUUUCAAGUAAGACGAUCGCCUGUGAAAUCUUGAAGAAAAAAAGAAAAAUUUGAAUCUUCAGGGUCCAGUUGAAUUCAAAGCCGCCACAAAAUGCUCUGCAGUAUGGGACGAAACCAAAUGAGACCACUAUCCCAUCCAAGAUCGUGUCGUUUGAAAUGCACUGAGAAUCAAAUCAUUUGUAAACUUUGUGACAUUAAACUAAAUUUCUUUGCGAAUUGCAGUUUUUUAUUUUGGUGACAGACGUCUGAGUUUGUGGAGGGGUGGGGGAGGGUGGGGGGAGGGGUGAAACACAGUAACACUGCCAAGACGCAUGCCGUCUUUCUACUUUCAAUUCUGCUGUUUGCUUUAAAAAAAUCAGGCAGCUUCCCAACAGCACGCCGCCACCAAAGCUCACCAUCUUUACUCAAGUAACAGGCAAUUGUUCUGAGGAAUCAAAGUCUGAUUUUCCUGUGAUGGGAAAAAUAUGCAGCUGCUUUUGGGAAGCUUGGCCCAUUGCGAUGGGAGCAGAAAAUCCAAUAAAAACCAGAUUACACAACAUCAAAUGUGGGCUUUGCUUUAAAUUAUUGUACACAACUUCUACAUCCAGCUCGACUCCGCCAAAGCCCUGCAAACCUUUCUGCUUUAUCAAAGAAAAAGAAACCAAACUUGCAUGUAAACAGAGACAAACAGCCGGGGUUUCAAUCUCAUGUUCAUAUCUGCAGGCUUCAGAGUCUGUCAUGUUUCUGUGACGCCACACAGGUUUGACCUUUGGGCUUCAAAAAUGGUGACUCAAAAUCUCUUCUAUCACCGUCGUCACUCUGCUUCUUAUUGGCUGCUGAGGAAGGUAAAUGUGUGGGCUCCAUUUCCUGGCAAGCGUCAUGAACGCAAAUAUUCUCGAUGUUCUUCGGUUUGAAGCUUGAAAAAAAGAUGUCCUCACAUAGAUAUCCAGAUUUAUAAUGUAAGCUCAAGUUUCAGAGGACAAUAUUUAACAUCAAAAGCUUUCCCUCCUUUUAAUGAUCUCUGCGUUGACGCUUCUGGGAAAUGGAGUCCCGCCCUGCUCUUCCUCCCCGUCCCUCUCUCAUGUUCGACUCAUCCUGGUCAUGGUCUCCAAUGACAUUGCCUCUGUCUUUCCUGCAUCAUACUGUAAACUGUAUACCAGCCUUUCCUUUUUGAGAAUGUACACGGGGGAAAAUGUUUUUUUUUAAUUCUUGUUGAAGAAAAAAAAAACAUUUUUUAAAUGAAUUUGAAAGCUUUUAUUUUUUAUUUCUAUUGCCAACCUGUAAGCUAGAAAAGAAAAAGAGAAAAAAAUAUGUGUUUGAACAGGUUUUACAAAGUGUAAAACUUUUUUUAUUUCUUAAUAAAAAAUUGUCUUCA